This is a messenger RNA of Dreissena polymorpha, 4900 nucleotides long. Its product is annotated as ATP-dependent DNA helicase Q1-like. Gene Ontology annotation, biological process: double-strand break repair via homologous recombination. NCBI's taxonomy places the organism in Eukaryota, Metazoa, Mollusca, Bivalvia, Myida, Dreissenidae. Gene Ontology annotation, cellular component: cytoplasm; chromosome. The transcript has 13 exons. Bases 127 to 2202 code for a protein of 691 amino acids. Gene Ontology annotation, molecular function: nucleic acid binding; four-way junction helicase activity; ATP binding. The record is from RefSeq and is a predicted model, not a curated record.
AUUGAAGCCGGUUAAAAAUAAAUCAAAUCCAUUAGGCAGACCUAAACAGAAUGGCAGCCCCUGUGUAAUUUGAAAACUGCUGAGAGGAACACAAUUCUUAUUCUUGUUUUUUGCGAAGAUAUUUAAAUGGAAGCAUAUCAGAAUGAGCUAAAAGACGUGAAAGAUGAGUUGGCAGAAGUCGAGGAACAGCUUAGUAAAUUGUUGGACAGACAGAGUAACUUGUUGAAAAAGCAAACCCAACUGGAAGGUCUGUUGAAAAAUGCGUCAAAUCAGGCUGACACAAACAAGAAAUGGGAUGGAACAGCUUUUCCAUGGUCGAGCAAGCUUACGGACACCUUGCAAUCGGUGUUCAGGAUGUCCAAGUUAAGGCCCAUGCAGUUACAAACGAUGAAUCUCACACUGUCUGGGAAGGAUUGCAUUCUCAUCAUGCCAACUGGAGGGGGCAAGAGUCUCUGCUUUCAGCUGCCUGCCCUGUUAUCAGAUGGUGUGACGCUGGUUGUGUCCCCUUUGGUGUCUUUGAUGGAGGACCAAGUCAUCUCGCUGAAAUCGUACGGAGUUAAUGCAGCCAUGCUGAACGCAUCUACUAACAAGGACACUAUAAAACAGGUCCAGGAGGCCAUGGUUGACAAGAACGCCGACAUGAAACUGCUCUAUGUCACUCCAGAGAAGCUGGCCAAGAGCAAACGGUUCAUGGCCCGCUUGGAGAAGAUGUACAAAGUUGGGAUGUUUGUGCGGCUUGUAAUUGAUGAGGUGCAUUGCUGUUCUCAGUGGGGUCAUGACUUCAGACCAGACUACAAAUUCUUGGGUAUAAUGAAGCGUCAGUUUCCCGGGGUGCCAAUUCUUGGUCUCACUGCCACGGCAACCACUACUGUCCUGGAAGAUGUGAAGAAGAUCCUCAACAUUGAGCAUUGCCAUCUUUUCAGAUCCUCAUUCAACAGACCAAAUCUCUACUAUGAGGUGAGAGAAAAGCCCAACACUCACAAGGAAGUGAUGGACGAUAUACAGACUCUGAUUUCUACAAAGUUUCAUCAACAAUCAGGCAUCAUCUACACGUUCUCGAAAAAGGACUCUGAAGAGGUUACCGCAGAGCUGCAAGGUCGCGGGGUUAAGGUUGCCUUUUACCAUGCAGACAUGAGUGCAGGGGAGAGAAGUCGCGUGCACAGGGCCUGGCUGGAAAACUCUAUUAACGUUGUCGUGGCAACUGUUGCGUUUGGUAUGGGCAUUGACAAGCCAGAUGUGCGCUUUGUGAUCCACCAUUCUCUCAGCAAGUCUAUGGAGAACCUGUACCAGGAGAGUGGAAGAGCUGGUCGCGAUGACAAAAAGUCUCACUGUAUCGUGUACUAUCGACUUCAAGACGUGUUCCGUCAGAGCGCCAUGGUGAUGACUGAGCAGACGGGACUCACAAAUUUGUAUGGCAUCGUAUCCUACUGCGUUGAUGAAAAAAAAUGUCGGCGUAGCAUGAUAGCGAGGUACUUUGGUGAGGUAUGGGAGGCAAGCCAGUGCAACAAGAUGUGUGAUCACUGUAACUCUUCAUAUGAAAGCGAGAAAAAGGACAUCACUGAGUACUGCAGCAGUGUAAUGAAGAUCCUCGACAAUGCUGACUCCUCCGAUAGUAAACUGACUGCCAUCAAAGUGCUGGACGCCUGGCAGGGGAAAGGGCCCGGGGCUAACAGGGUCAAGGGCACAGACACGGCUGCAGAUCGUGGAAAGUUGGAGACCAUUCUCGCACACAUGCUUAUAAAGCAGUACAUUCGCGAGGACUUCCAUUUCACACCAUACGCAACCAUCAGUUACUUGGUGCCUGGUCCAAAAGCAGCCUUACUUAGGGAUGCCAAGGAAAAGGUUUUCAUGGAUGUGCAGGUCAAAAAGAAAGGAGCAUCAGUGGAAGGCAGAGGGACAAGCAACACCAAGGGAAACUCAAGUUCCUUGACAUCUCAGCAGAGCACACACUCUUCGGGAAAAUCCGAACUAGUCAUUGUUAACCGACAGAAAUCAGCCUUUACCAACAAGGUCUUUUCAUCAGAGAGUACUGGGGAUCAAGGUGCAGAUCAUAGUAGAGGAAAGGAAAAAGAGGUGAAGGACAAAGUCAAGAAAGGGACGUCGGUUGAAACUGCGAGCAAACGGAAAAGAAAUGUCAUCUCAGAUGAUGAAUCUGAAGAGUUAGAUUUUUUGGACAGUUCACCAAAGAAGAAAAAUAGGUAGUCGCUGAAUGAUAACUUGAAAUCUUGGGUUUCAAAUAUAAGAGGGAAGGUUACUCUUAUGCAUUAGUCCUUAUGAGAUUUUGUUUUUAAUUAUAAAAUAGUGCGCUUUUUAUGGACUAUAGUUUAGUGCUUUCAUUAUGGACUGUUGUGGGGCUUUUAAUGCAUGAGUAGAUUUUUAACUGUAAAAUUAAUACAUUUCAUAUUUUUGAUGGCUUGUUGGCAUAACAAUAUAAUAUAUGGAUGCUUCAUAGGCGACUCUGCAGAACAACGUUUGGGUAUAAAUAAAAAAAAGUAAGACUAUAUUUCGAAUUGUGUCAAGUCAUAGACUGUUAGCGUUAAGUUUAAUAUUAUUUGAGAAAAUAUUGUCCAAGAUCUAUUAAUUUAAAGAAGAUCUGUUUAUAGAGCUGUUGAUAGUUUUAUGCCCCCCUUCGAAGAAGAGGGGGUAUAUUGUUUUGCACAUGUUGGUCGGUCCGUCAGUCCGUCCGUCCACCAGAUGGUUUCCGGAUGAUAACUCAAGAACGCUUAUGCCUAGGAUCAUGAAACUUCAUAGGUACAUUAAUCAUGACUCGCAGAUGACCCCUAUUGAUUUUCAGGUCACUAGGUCAAAGGUCAAGGUCACAGUGACUAGAACCAGUAAAAUGGUUUCCGGAUGAUAACUCAAGAACGCUUACGCCUAGGGUCAUGAAACUUCAUAGGUACAUUGAUCAUGACUUGCAGAUGACGCCUAUUGAUUUUCAGGUCACUAGGUCAAAGGUCAAGGUCACAGUGACUCGUCACAGAAAAAUGGUUUCCGGAUGAUAACUCAAGAACGCUUAUGCCUAGGAUCAUGAAACUUCAUAGGUACAUUGAUCAUGACUCGCAGAUGACCCCUAUUGAUUUUCAGGUCACUAGGUCAAAGGUCACGGUGACUAGAACCAGUAAAAUGGUUUCCAGAUGAUAACUCAAGAACGCUUACGCCUAAGGUCAUGAAACUUCACAGGUACAUUGAUCAUGACUUGCAGAUGACCCCUAUUGAUUUUCAGGUCACUAGGUCAAAGGUCAAGUCCACAGUGACUCGACACAGAAAAAUGGUUUCCGGAUGAUAACUCAAGAAGGCUUACGCCUAGGAUCAUGAAACUUCAUAGGUACAUUUAUCAUGACUCGCAGAUGACCCCUAUUGAUUUUCAGGUCAAAGGUCAAGGUCACUGUGACUCGAACCAGUAAAAUGGUUUCCGGAUGAUAACUGAAGAACGCUUAUACCUAGGAUCAUGAAACUUCAUAGGUACAUUGAUCGUGACUUGCAGAUUACCCUUAUUGAUUUUCAGGUCACUAGGUCAAGGUCACGGUGACUUGAAUCAGUAAAAUGGUUUCCGGAUGAUAAGUCAAGAACGCUUACGCCUAGGAUCUUUAUAGCUACACUGAUCAUGACUCACAGAUGACCUCUAUUGAUUUUCAGGUCAAAGUUCACGGUGACUUGACACAGUAAAAUGGUUUCCAGAUGAUUACUCAAGAAUGCUUAUGCCUAGGAUCAUGAAACUUCAUAGGUACAUUGAUCAUGACUCGCAGAUAACCCUAUUGAUUUUCAGGUCGGUAGGUCAAAGGUUAAGGUCACGGUGACUCGACACAGUAAAAUGGUUUCUGGAUGAUAACUCAAGAAAGCUUACGCCUAGGAUCAUGAAACUUCAUAGGUACAUUGAUCAUGACUGGCAGAUGACCCCUAUUGAUUUUCAUGUCACUAGGUCGAAGGUCAAGGUCACAGUGACAAAAAACGUAUUCACACAAUGGCUGCCACUACAUCUGACAGCCCAUAUGGGGGGCAUGCAUGUUUUACAAACACCCCUUGUUUCAAUUGUUCUUUUUUGUUAAAACUAGUUUUGAUUUUGUAUUGUUCACCUUUCAGACAUUUCAAACAUGCAUCUGUUUUAUUAAAUUGAUUCAGCUGUCAUUUUUAUGCCCCCCUUCGAACAAGAGGGGGUAUAUUGCUUUGCAAAUGUCGGUCAGUCGGUUGGUCUGUCCGUCCACCAGGUGGUUUCCGGAUGAUAACUCAAGAACGCUUGGGCCUAGGAUCAUGAAACGUCAUAGGCACAUUGAUCAUGACUUGCAGAUGACCCCUAUUGAUUUUGAGGUCACUAGGUCAAAGGUCAAGGUCACGGUGACUGAAAUAGUAAAAUGGUUUCCGGAUGAUAACUCAAGAACGCUUAGGCCUAGGAUCAUGAAACUUGAUAGGUAGAUUGAUCAUGACUCGCAGAUGACCCCUAUUAAUUUUCAGGUCACUAGGUCAAAGGUCAAGGUCACAGUGACCUGAAAUAGUAAAAUGGUUUCCGGAUGAUAACUCAAGAACGCUUAUUCCUAGGAUCAUGAAACUUGAUAGGUAGAUUGAUCAUGACUCGCAGAUGACCCCUAUUGAUUUUCAGGUCACUAGGUCAAAGGUCAAGGUCACGGUGACCUGAAAUAGUAAAAUGGUUUCCGGAUGAUUACUCAAGAACGCUUAUGGCUAGGAUCAUGAAACUUCAUAGGUACAUUGAUCAUGACUGGCAGAUGACCCCUAUUGAUUUUCAGGUCACUAGGUCAAAGGUCAAGGUCACAGUGACAAAAAACAUAUUCACACAAUGGCUGUCACUACAAUGGAGAGCCCAUAUGGGGGGCAUGCAUGUUUUACAAACAGCCCUUGUUAUCAUGUAGUUGCUUAAUAUUUGUGCAAUAAACCAAAAUAGAGUGAA